AUGAAUGAACAGGCUCUGAACCAUGUCCCAACAUCAUCACGCCAGGGCCCGGGUCACCAGACGGCCCUGCACCGAGCUGCCAUGGUGGGGAACAGUGAUGUCAUGGCGGCUCUGAUCCAGGGAGGCUGUGCUGUCGACCUGCAGGACAGAGACGGCAACGCUGCACUGCAUGAGGUGUCUUGGCAUGGUUUCUCUCAGUGUGUCAAACUGCUGGUCAAAGCAGGAGCUGAUGUACACGCCAGGAACAAGGCAGGAAACACCGCUCUGCACCUGGCCUGUCAGAACGCACACGCUCAGACCGCUCGCCUCCUGCUGCUCGGAGGAUCCACGCCCGAAGCCAAGAACAACGUGGGUGACACCUGUUUGCACGUGGCUGCUCGCUACAACAACCUGACCCUGGUGAAGAUCCUGCUGGGUUCACUGUGCUCAGUGACAGAGAGAAACCAGGCAGGGGACACACCUCUCCAUGUGGCUGCUGCUCUGAACCAUAAGAAGAUGGUUCAGCUCUUACUGGAGGCAGGGACUGAUGGGAAAAUCAGAAACAACGCAGGGAAAACAGCACUUGACAAGGCCAGAGACCACAAUCAUAAAGAGGUGGCCCUUCUCCUGGCCAGGGCUCCUCAGGUGCAUUGCUUCAUGCGAGGAAGGACGAUAAGGAAACGAAGAGAGAGACUGAUAGCUGAGCGCAGGACCCAGUCUGUCAUCAGAGUAGAAGUACUACCCAACAAAGAGGACAGCAGUUCUGUGGUGGAGGAAUGUAUCAGCAGUGAACAGAUGGAGAGCAGAGCUGCUGUGGAGGUGUGUCCUCAGCGAUGGCAGCAGCAGCAGCAGCAGCAGCAGCACGGCCUCAAGACCCAGACCACCAUCAGCAGCCCCUACAGCCGCCGCAAGAGGAGGAGAGUCAAGAAGCAGGCUGUGGAUGAAGAUGACCGGAGAACAGGCAAGAACGACUUCCACAUUACGAGGGAUCUGCUCUGUGACAAUGGCGAAGACGGUUCUGCUCAGAAUGGAAAAACCUAUCAGCUUUACACACUGUACCGUGACAAGGACGGCAACAUUAGACAGGCACCAGCCAGCGGAUGCCACUGUAAGCCCCUGCUCAAGAAGCUGGAGGGUGAAAUGAAAGCCACGCAGGAGGAGAUGAGGCUGCACAUUCUGAACGUCCAGGAGCAGGUCCACAGCAGAUUGGCCAAAAUGGACCAAAGGAACAGGCACCAGAUUAAAGUGUUGAACAUGCUGAAUCAGGAAAGAGCAGCAUCAGAGAGGAAGGACAUGAUUUACAGGAUGGAGCAGAGAGCUGCCCGGGACAGACAGGAAGCUCUGAAGACACAGGCAGCAGUGAGUCAUGAACUGAAGAGGUGGUGCAUGACUCACCUAAAGGACAUGGAUGUCCACAUCCCAGCUAAAGUCCAGUACUACAAACUCCUCCCCUCACCGUCUGUGGAGCAGUCCGUGGCAGACGCUGAUCUGGAAUCACUCCCCCUGCUGUCCGUGCUAUCAGGAGACAGCAGCACUUCACUGGCGAACUAUGUCAACAUCCUGCCAUCCAAGUCUGCCUGCAGUCUGAGAAGCCUCGAGCAGGAGCAGAUGGGGAGGAGGACAUACUUUGAAAUGAGAGUGGACAGGUCACCAGACGACUAUGAGAACACAGCCCUGUUUCCUCUGCCUGCUGUCAACCAAACCUCAGGCGUCCCGCUGGGCUCUGCUGACCCCCUCUGGCAACCUCCAGGGGUGCAGAACAAUCUCAUGGCAGCAGUGGUGCCAUUGCGUGAGGAGGGCUUCUCAAGCAGCAGCAGCCGGUCCAGCAUCAGCGACCGGGGACCUGGGCUGAUCCAUGAACACAGCUAUGAUAGGAAACCCUUUGGAGAGCUGAUUAGUACCCACAGGCAGACGGAGAUACACACUGACAGAACCAGAACGCUGGAGUUCUUCAUCGACCGUCCUGCUGAGCCCACGUUCAACCAGGAGAGGAAAAAUCUGCAUGCGAUGGAGGUAACGCAGCGUUUCUUUGAGACGGUGUCCACUCAGUUGGAGCGCUGGUACGAGAGGAAGAUUGUGGAGGUGGAGCAGCAGACGGAGCUAAAGGCCCAGCAGGACAGGAAGGAGCUGCUGCAGCGAAUCAGCACGCUGGAGGAGGAGCUUCAGAAGCUGAAGACCAGUGACAAUGCAGAAAACUCGACGUACCCUGACAGUGACCAAUGCUGA
Molecule: messenger RNA, 2205 nt
Organism: Toxotes jaculatrix (banded archerfish)
Lineage: Eukaryota; Metazoa; Chordata; Actinopteri; Toxotidae
Gene: ankrd6a
Product: ankyrin repeat domain 6a
Exons: 14
Coding region: 1-2205 (734 amino acids)
Molecular function (GO): protein binding
Source: RefSeq, a predicted model, not a curated record